Messenger RNA from Verticillium dahliae VdLs.17, 3537 nucleotides. Its product is annotated as ubiquitin carboxyl-terminal hydrolase. Bases 1 to 3537 code for a protein of 1178 amino acids. The transcript has 10 exons. Gene Ontology annotation, biological process: protein deubiquitination; regulation of protein stability. The record is from RefSeq and is a predicted model, not a curated record. Gene Ontology annotation, cellular component: nucleus; cytosol. Gene Ontology annotation, molecular function: cysteine-type deubiquitinase activity; protein binding; cysteine-type endopeptidase activity. NCBI's taxonomy places the organism in Eukaryota, Fungi, Ascomycota, Sordariomycetes, Glomerellales, Plectosphaerellaceae.
AUGAGCUACAACAACGACAUUACGUCCCCCAGCGAGAUGGUCAUGGACACAGACGACUAUGUCGGCAUUCCGAACGAAUCCGAAAAGGAGCCUGUCGCCAUCAUCAACCCAGACAACGACAAUGACAUCGACAACUUGCAAGAUCUGCCUCUGGCGACCGACCACGAGGCCAUGAAGGAGCUGAUCCUGCCACCAUUAGCUGAAGAGCCCCGCAUCUUAGAAGAUGUCGUGAACACAUGGUCGAUCCCCUCCUGGAGGGGGUUGCCAAAGCGCGAGCAUGGUCCCAUCUUCCAUGCCGGCGGCUACCCUUGGCGGAUCCUUCUCUUUCCCUUUGGCAAUAAUGUCGACCAGUGCUCCAUCUACCUCGAACAUGGCUUCGAACCGAAUGAAGUUCCAGACAACUGGAGCUGCUGCGUGCAGUUUGCGCUAGUCCUGUCGAACCCAAACGAUCCCAGCCUCUAUACGCACCACGUUGCUCAUCAUCGCUUCACUAAAGAAGAGGCUGACUGGGGAUUCACGAGGUUUUACGAGCUGCGCAAAAUGUUUAAUGUACCGUACGAGAACGGAAGCCGACCACUAUGCGAGAACGACACUGCCAACAUCACCGCAUAUCUUCGUGUCGUCGAGGACGAGACGGGCGUGCUGUGGCAUACCUUUCUCAACUACGAUUCAAAGAAGGAAACGGGCUAUGUUGGCUUGAAGAACCAGGGAGCCACCUGUUAUCUCAACUCGCUUCUCCAGUCCCUCUACUUCACAAACGCUUUCCGCACCGCCAUCUACGGAAUUCCUACACAGCAGGAAGAUAGCUUGAGCAACAGUGCUUACACAAUUCAGCGUCUGUUCUAUCAGCUCCAGACGUCAGAAACGGCAGUAGGCACGAAUGAGCUUACCAAGUCUUUUGGGUGGGAAACGAGACACAUCUUUGAACAGCAGGAUGUUCAAGAACUGUCGCGCAAGCUCAUGGAACGCAUGGAAGAGAAGAUGAAGGGCACGCCAGCUGAAAAGGUGCUGCCUGACAUGUUCAGUGGCAAAAUCAAGACGUACAUCUCCUGCGUCAACGUCGACUACGAAUCCAGCCGUAUCGAGGAUUUCUGGGAUAUCCAGCUCAACGUGAGCGGCAACAAGAACCUCAUCGAGAGUUUCCAGGACUACAUCCAAGUCGAGAAGAUGGAUGGCGAGAAUCAGUACUAUGCGGGCGACGAGUUCAAGCUCCAAGACGCCAACAAGGGCGUUAUUUUCACCAGCUUCCCCGAUGUGCUGCACCUGCAGCUGAAAAGAUUCGAGUACGACAUUCAACGAGACAUGAUGAUGAAGAUCAACGAUCGAUACGAAUUCCCGGAGGAGUUUGACGCCGCCCCAUUCCUGAUUGAGGGUGCCGACAAAUCCGAGCCUUGGACUUACCAACUGCACGGCGUGCUGGUGCACAGCGGUGACCUCAACGCCGGACAUUACUACGCCUUCCUGAAGCCCGAGAAGGAUGGGUGGUUCUACAAGUAUGAUGAUGACAAGGUUACGAAAGCGACGAUGCGCGAGGUGCUUGAGGAGAACUUUGGUGGCGAGUAUCGACUUCCCAACGGCUCUUUGCUGCGAGCACCGCUCCAAAAGAAGGCGCCGAUCAUGCGUCAAAACAGUGCGUACAUGCUGGUGUACAUUCGCCAAACACGCCUGGAUAAGAUCCUGCGCCCCGUCACCUCGGACGACAUUCCCACUCAUCUAAAGUCGAGAAUUGAAGAAGAGACUGCCUUGCGGGAAGCCAGGAGGAAGGAGCGCAUGGAAGAGCAUCUCUAUAUUGGUGUUAAGGUCAUCACAAACGAAACUUUCAAGCAGCACGGCGGCACAGAUCUAACCAACUUUGACCCCGAAGUGGAGGAUGCUUCGACGCCCAAGUUUUACCGAGUUCUUCGGACGAUGACUAUGGAGGAGCUCACGGCCACCAUCGCUGAAGACAUGCAGCAGGACCCUCGCAAGAUCCGCUGCUGGGUUAUGGUCAACCGGCAAAACAAGACAAUUCGUCCAGAUCAACCAAUCAUGGACCUCGACCCUACGGUGGAGGAGGUUUUCCAGCGAGCACAGGCGCACAGGGACCAGGCUCUCCGACUCUGGGCUGAAGUCGCGGAAGAAACGGCUCCCGACGGCAAGGCUAUUUGGCCCACCCACGAACCCCAACAGAAUGGCAUUGUCGUCAAGAACGACUUGAUCUUGCUCUUCCUCAAGUACUUCGAUAUCGAGUCGCAGACCCUUCGUGGCGUUGGUCAUGUGUACAUCAGCAAGGAGAAGAAGGUGGAGGAGCUCGUGCCUUUGAUCUUGAAGAAGAUGGGUUGGGGAGAAAAGUUGCCGUCUGACGAGAAAAUCUCUCUAUACGAGGAAAUCAAACCUACCAUGAUCGAAAGUUUGAAGCCGAAGCAGUCGCUGAAGGCGGCUGAGUUGCAAGACGGCGAUGUUUUGUGUUUCCAGCGGAGCGCGGAGCGCAAGAGCGAAAGGAACAUUCUCGAGAAGCGUCUGCACCUCAAUGAGAAGCAGGUGUCUGAAGAAGCCACGCGAAAGUCUGAUCGCGUCGAGGAUGCUCGGGAAUACUACGACUUCUUGCAUCACAAGAAAACUGUCAAGUUCCACGCGCAUCCCACGAAAUGUGACGCGGCGCAGUUCCCGCCUUUCGAGCUGGUUCUUAACUCGAAGAUCAGCUACGAUGUGUUGACGGAACGAGUUGCGGCGCAGUUGGAGUGGGAACCAACACACCUCCGACUCUGGACAGUCAACGUGACUACAGGUAACCCCAAGAGCGCCGUGAAGCGUGGCAGCAACCAGACGCUUCAGUCGAUCUUAAACCCCACCGGAUUCGGCAACCUGAAUGCCAGCCAAAGAACGGAUGCAUUCUAUUUCGAAGUCCUGGACAUCAGCCUUGCGGAGCUGGACACCAAGAAGAACAUUAAGAUCACGUGGCUCACAGAGGGCAUUACGAAAGAGGCAAGUUGCAUCCAGCAGGACCACCUGGACCUCUUGGUUGCCAAGAAUGGCAUCAUUGAGGACCUCAUCCAGGCGCUCAUUAAGAGGGCAGAUCUGACUGACGAAGCCGAGAGCGGUCGAAUUCGGGUGUACGAGGCGAGCCAGCACAAGUUCUACCGGGAGCUCAAGCGCGACUACCCUGUCAUCAGCCUCAACGACUACACCAACCUGUACGCGGAGCGCGUGCCGGAAGAUGAAGUCCACGUGGACGACACAAACACUAUCUCCGUGUUCCACUUCCAGGGCGAACCUAACAGGGCCCAUGGUGUGCCGUUCAAAUUUCUGCUAAUUGAGGGCGAGAAGUUUGCAGAUACGAAGAAGAGGCUAGAGAAGCGUACGGGCUUGAAGGGCAAGAGCUUUGAGAAGAUCAAGAUUGCCCUGAUCAGGAGAACGCACUUCUCUAAACCCCAUUAUCUGGAGGACGACGACGAGCUAUGGUCAAUUGCGAGUGGCGAUGAUGACUAUCUGGGCCUCGAUCACGUCGAUCGGACAAGGGCUCUACGAAACGGCGUUGGAGACCUCUUCCUUCGGUAG